UGUGAUCCAGAAACAUAAAGCAAAAGAGAUUUGAAUUUUAGCUAAGUAAAAAGGGUGUCAUAAUCACACAAGCCGGCAAUGGUGAUUGCAGCAUCCGGUUUUCAUUUUGGGUUGGAGAUUAUGGGCCAAGGACGGAGAUUAUUGGGUCGAUCGAGGACGGGAUGUUGCUUGGAGAUGAAGUGAAGAUGACUGGAGUCGACGGAGUGGCUGGGAAUUAUUUGGGGGGAAAUGAUGCUUAUUGCCAGCCUUUUAGCCCCAAUUACCGACCUUUUCAUUUUUAUAUUAUUUUCUUAUUUUACACUGCCAUUUCAUAUAUUGCUCAACUUUUUUAAAAUUCUGUACCUAUUGAAACUUUGCCCCUAAUUGUAGCAUUUUCCAUAAAACAAAUACUAUUGCAUCGAGCGGUCAUUGAUUUAUCUCAUCCAUUACGAUAAACCCUCCUAAGCCGUGUCUACCAAAUUUCUUCUUCCAAAACCCCUAAAACCUCCAUUCUCCAUUUUGGGCGGGCAAAUGUCUGACGAUCUUAUUAGAGAGAGUUCCAAGCACUCGCGCCCAGAAUCUUCCCAACGCCCAUCUAAAUUCGCCAAAAUAAACGGCGAAGAUUUCACUGACGACGCCGAGGAGGAGGACAAGGAAGAAGAAGAAGAGAGGAAAUUAAUCGAAAAGAAUAUGAAUCCAAACCCUAGAUUACAGAGAUAUUUAGUUGCUAUUGAGUACAUUGGUACCCGAUUUUCGGGCGCUCAACAGCAGACUAAUUGCAGGACCGUCGUCGGUGUUCUGGAGGAGGCAUUUCAGAAAUUUAUUGGACAGCCAGUUUCAAUUUUUUGCUCUAGUCGAACUGAUGCGGGAGUUCAUGCGUUAUCAAAUGUGUGCCAUGUGGACGUCGAGAGAAUAAGCAAAAGAAAACCUGGUGAAGUGUUACCACCUCAUGAACCUUCAGUGGUUAAAAGAGCUGUCAAUCAUUUUCUACAGAAAAAUGGUGGUGAUAUGAUGGUGAUUGAUGUCCGUUGUGUUCCAUUUGAUUUUCAUGCUCGAUAUAAAGCUCAAGAACGCACGUAUUUUUAUCGAUUGUUAACUGGGAAGGAGCCUUUGUCAACCUUUGAGAAAGACCGGGCUUGGCAUGUGCCUGAGGAACUUGAUCUUCUAGCUAUGCAGAAAGCAUGCAAAAUACUUGUUGGACGUCAUGAUUUUAGUUCUUUCAGGGCUGCUGCAUGUCAGGCCAAGUCUCCCAUCAGAAAUCUUGAUGAACUAACUGUUACUGAGGUCGGUUCAAGCCCAUAUUUUCCUUCAAUCACAGAGAGAGAACAAGGUAAUUUGGCUGCAGAAGAUUCAUUUUCACUCUUGAACAGGUCAAAGAUCAAUCCUUGUGUUUCUGGAAGCUUCAAUCAGCUGAAUGUAGGAAAUUCCUAUGAGGAAGUUAGCCAAGGAUUUGGCAUAAGGAAAAGGAACCGUUGCUUUGUGGUGACUGCCAGAGCACGGUCUUUUCUCUACCACCAGGUCAGAUUGCUAGUUGGGGUUCUUAAAGCAGUUGGCACUAGUGAUCUAACAGUUCGCGAUGUUGAUCGCAUACUCAAAGCAAAGACUGUAACUGCUGCAAGUCCUAUGGCACCUGCAUGUGGUCUCUACCUCGGGCAUGUGAAGUAUGAUCUGCCUUCAGAUGUAUGAGAACAAGAAUUUAUACGAAUAAUAGCAGCAUUAUGUGGCCAUCUUUGUUGUUCCAGGCCAAUUAUGGCAUCUCGGUCUUACCAUUCCAAGCUAAGGUCACAAUUAAUGAUAUUCGGCAAAAUGUUUGGUUUUGUCUGAAAGGCUUCAUCUUUGGAGGAGGGGUUUCAAGCAUCUUGGCCUAACAAUUUUCAGGACUGUUGAGUUCAACGUUUUUGUAGCUGUUUUUCUGCUCUGUAUACCAAUCAGUCAUGAUUUAAGUUUAAUGUUCUGAUUUAACAAAGAAAGCUGUAUUUAUCUAA
Olea europaea var. sylvestris is the source of this 1964-nucleotide messenger RNA. Its product is annotated as tRNA pseudouridine synthase A. The record is from RefSeq and is a predicted model, not a curated record. Bases 511 to 1665 code for a protein of 384 amino acids. Gene Ontology annotation, molecular function: RNA binding; pseudouridine synthase activity. The transcript is spliced from 10 exons. Gene Ontology annotation, biological process: tRNA pseudouridine synthesis. Lineage: Eukaryota; Viridiplantae; Streptophyta; Magnoliopsida; Lamiales; Oleaceae.